UUGUAUUUUGGCCAUCUUCUAUUGCCACCCUAAUCAUCUCUCCCUCUCUCUCUCUUCGCUUUGCCUCCUUUUUAAACCCUUCCUUUCUCUUAUUCUUCUUCCUCAUAUCACCACCCCCUUCAUUCUUCUAUCUGUCUAUGGCCCUGUCUAAAGAAGAAGCUCAUCAUCAUGAAGCUUUCUUAUGGGAAAACCAAAAAUGGGUUCUAUCCAAUUCCGACAAUACUUCAGGCGGCAGCCAUGAGAAAUCAGAGAAGAAGGUGCUUCCGAGUUCCAACACUCUUAAUGGCCAAACACAACUAGGGAAAGAACUGGCUAAGAGUAAGCGAGGUCGAGGUGAUGUGCAUAAAAAUGGCAAGGGAAGCGAUGAUAGUGGGGCCAAACACGAAAAAGCAAGUGGUGGUGGUGGUGGUGGCUGCGGCGGCGGUGGAGAAUCGGAUCAUGAGAUACAUAUAUGGACAGAAAGAGAAAGAAGAAAGAAGAUGAGGAAUAUGUUUGCUAAUCUUCAUACUUUGCUUCCUCAACUUCCUCCAAAGGCUGACAAGUCCACCAUUGUUGAUGAGGCAGUGAACUACAUCAAAACCCUACAGCAAACACUACAGAAGCUACAAAAGCAAAAACUUGAAAGGCUUCAAGGUGCCACAGCUUUCUCUUAUGACCCAACUUUCUCUUUGAUUUGCCCACAAAAGCUAGCAGACUCAAGGGAGGCAUUCUUAGCAGAUCAGGGAUCCAAUAACUUAGCAAUUGCUUCAACCAAACCUUCAAAUAAUGUACCUUCAGUUGCAAGGUUUCCUGUGCUCUUCCAAACAUGGACUUCUUCUAAUGUUGUCUUGAACAUUUGUGGUGAUGAAGCACAAAUUAGCAUAUGCUCUUCCAAGAAGCAUUGUCUCUUCACUACUAUCUGCUAUGUGCUGGAAAAGCAUAACAUUGAGAUACUAUCUGCUCAUGUUUCCUCAGAUUGCAAUCAAAGCAUGUACAUGAUUCAAGCGCAUGUAAACAGAACUUCUGAUCAUUUCUCAGAGGCAAUGCCAGUAGAAGAAAUAUACAGACAAGCUGCAGGUGAGAUAAUGUGCUGGGUAUCUUCAUGAUCAUUACUUGGAAACGCAAACCCUAAAACUGUUUCAUAGGAGAGUAUUGCCCAAGCCUGGAUCUUCUUAUGCGUGGGUUUUGUUUUCUCCAAAGGAAAGCAAGAACUCUUCAUAUAUACAGUAGCAAAUAUACAUAUAUAUGUAAGCCUUUAUACUUUGAAGUAGGUAGCAUGCUAGGGUUUUAAUUUGUUACCUUGGAGGCCAGUUGGUCUAUGUACUUCAAUAUAUGUAGUUGCAUCUUGAUGAUAUAUGAU
Messenger RNA from Hevea brasiliensis (rubber tree), 1339 nucleotides. RefSeq names its product transcription factor bHLH95-like. The coding region runs from base 138 to 1085 and encodes 315 amino acids. Lineage: Eukaryota; Viridiplantae; Streptophyta; Magnoliopsida; Malpighiales; Euphorbiaceae. Gene Ontology annotation, biological process: endosperm development; regulation of DNA-templated transcription. Gene Ontology annotation, molecular function: protein dimerization activity; DNA-binding transcription factor activity. The transcript is spliced from 3 exons. The record is from RefSeq and is a predicted model, not a curated record.